AUGGAAGAACUGGGAAGGGAAAUGGUUGAACAUUGUGCCGGUCUUCCGCUGGCUAUAGUCGUUUUGGGUGGAGUUCUUGUAACAAAACCGUCGUUGAUAGAGUGGGAGAAAGUUUAUCGUGAUAGUAAAUCAUCCCUGAAGGCAGGGAAAGGACCGGGAGAAGCCUAUCAAAGAGAAAUAUUAAGUUUUUUAGUUUGGAGCUACAAUGAUUUACCCCCUCAACUGAAGCCAUGCUUUUUAUAUUUAUCAAAGUUUGGUGAAGAUAAAUGGAUAAAAUUGGAGACUUUGUAUCAGCUAUGGAUCGCUGAAGGAAUGAUACUCUCGAGUGACAAGGGGGAAGGAGAAACAAUGAUACAAGUGGCUGAAUCAUACAUGGGAGAACUAGUCCACAGGAAUAUGGUUCAAGUGAGAUUUAACGAUGUAGAAUCAUCGCUUACAAAGUUUGAAUCUUGUUCUCUGCACGAUCUUAUGAGAGACAUGUCUUUAAUACAAGCAAAAGCAGAAGAUUUUUUUGAAGUAAUACAUUUCCAAAGUGGAAAUGAGUUUCAUCUCAAAUCUACUACAGAGUCAAGGUCAGCUUCCACUCGAGUUGUGAUUCGUUUGGAUGAGGAAUAUUCUAGCAAAGAAGCUAAUUACUACUUUACCAAGAAACGCAAUGAAGAAUGCUAUCGAUCAAUUUUACUCCUGGGUAAGUUUGGAGCAAGAAGUUUGCCACAGGCGCUGGGUUCACAUGUUGCCAAUUUUAGGUUCCUAAAAGUCUUUUCUGUGGAGCACUAUACCAAUUUUUCUGGAGCAUUUUCUCAUAUUAAUUUUGGAAGAGCAGUAGGGUCCCUUGUUUACUUGCGAUAUCUCAGUGUAAGGGACACUAAUUUGUUGAUUUUUCCAUCUCUACAAAAGUUGGUGCUAUUACAAACUCUAAAAUUGGAUACCGACAAGAUAUAUGUUUUACCAUGGCUGUCAAGAGAUGUUCUGGUGAAGAUGGAUUGUUUGCGGCAUUUGUAUUUGCCGAAAUUUAAAGUUGACGUUUUGGGAAGGAAAUCGAAAUUACGGUUUAAUGGGUUGAGCAAGUUAGAGACCCUGGAGAACUUUGACACUAGUUGGUGUGAGGUUAAGGAUCUACGUGAGCUAAUCAAUCUUCGGAAACUAACGGUAACAGUGAGGGGUAGCUGUGAUAUUCUGGAAGAAAUGAUGAAAAACUUGGAUGAUGUAGCCUCCUCACCAUCUUCAUGUCUGAGGUUCUUGGGUGUCACUAUUGUUGAUUGUGAUAUUGAGCUGAACAAUGAUCUUACGAUCUUAAAACAAUUGGUAUAUGCUGAAAAUUUGAACCUUCGGGAUUUGAAAAUAUAUGACCUUAUCCCAGAGGUGGGUCUAAUAUUUCCGCUGCAUGUAUCCACAAUUUGUAUUACAACUUUAUAUUUAAGGGAAUCAUACCUGGCAGAAGACCCAAUGCCAAUAUUAGAAAUGCUUCCAGUGUUGAGUGUUCUCCAAAUGCGUGAGGAUACAUAUGUGGGGAAGGAGAUGGUGUGCUCCGCAACCGGUUUUCCUAAACUCACCGUUCUUAUUUUGUACAAGUUCACAAAACUUGAAAAUUGGAGGGUGGAGGAAGGAAGCAUGCCCAUCCUUUCAUACUUGAUUAUUGGAAGAUGUAACAAGUUGGAGGAGCUUCCCGAAGGCCUUGUGUUCCUCAAGUCCCUUCAUAUAGCUCAAAUGCCUCAAGAUUUCAAUGAUAGGCUUAAAAGGCAAGAUGGUGAACAACGACCCGACUUUAUGCAAAUAUGGAGUUAGCCAGAAAUUUUCUUG
Messenger RNA from Daucus carota subsp. sativus, 1800 nucleotides. RefSeq names its product probable disease resistance protein RF9. Lineage: Eukaryota; Viridiplantae; Streptophyta; Magnoliopsida; Apiales; Apiaceae. The coding region runs from base 1 to 1785 and encodes 594 amino acids. Gene Ontology annotation, biological process: defense response to other organism. The transcript has a single exon. The record is from RefSeq and is a predicted model, not a curated record. Gene Ontology annotation, molecular function: ADP binding.